Messenger RNA from Manduca sexta (tobacco hornworm), 1701 nucleotides. Its product is annotated as myrosinase 1-like. The transcript has 6 exons. Gene Ontology annotation, biological process: carbohydrate metabolic process. The coding region runs from base 132 to 1679 and encodes 515 amino acids. Gene Ontology annotation, molecular function: beta-glucosidase activity. The record is from RefSeq and is a predicted model, not a curated record. NCBI's taxonomy places the organism in Eukaryota, Metazoa, Arthropoda, Insecta, Lepidoptera, Sphingidae.
UGUGAAUAUUACGAAUUUUGGAGAUCUGCGUAUCAUGACAAUAAUCCAGUACUUGAAAACUGAUAAGUUGUAAAUAUAAAUACUACAUCUAUCUCAAACCUAACUCAGUGAGAAAAAAACGACCAAGGAAUAUGUUAUUCUUUAACAUUAAAUAUUUUGUCGUCCUUCUCGCUUGUUAUGGCGGGUUGGUAGAGAGUAAAGUUGUUGAUGCUCGCCAGUCACCAAGGAAAUUUCCAGAUGGAUUUCUGUUUGGUGCAGCCACUGCCGCUUAUCAAAUAGAAGGCGCUUGGAAUAAAGAUGGAAAAUCUGAGAGUAUUUGGGACAAAACGUGUCACAUGGUACCAAGUCCUAUCGCCGAUGGUUCAAGCGGCGACAUCGCUAACGACUCCUACCACCUGUACAAACGAGACGUAGAAAUGAUGAGAGAGCUAGGACUCGAUUUCUAUCGGUUCUCGAUCGCAUGGACCAGAAUAUUCCCAACCGCCUACGCUGAUAAAAUCAACGAAGCUGGAGUAGCGUACUACAACAAUCUGAUCGAUGAAUUACUGAAAUACAAUAUCCAACCCAUGAUAACGAUUUACCACUGGGACUUACCCCAGAAUAUCCAAGAUUUGGGUGGAUGGACCAACCCAAAUAUCAUUGAUUGGUACACGGACUACGCACGAGUAUUAUUCGAACUGUUUGGUGAUCGAGUUAAAUACUGGAUUACUGUGAACGAGCCGCGAGAGAUUUGUCGUCAAGGCUAUGGGAAGGGCAGUUUGGCUCCAUUAUAUACUAUGUCCGGUUUUGGAGAUUAUAUAUGUGGCAAGAAUUUAUUAUUGGCCCAUGCCAAAGCCUACCACAUCUACGAUAAAGAGUACAGGCCCAAACAAAAUGGAACUAUUUUUAUUUCUAUCAGCGCUGCAAGAUACGAGCCUAAUAGUGAUAGUGAGGAAGAUAUAAAAGCAGCUGAAGAUGCCAACAUGUUUGAUUGGGGCAUGUACGCUCAUCCCAUUUUCUUUGAGUCCGGUGACUAUCCUCAAAUUGUGAAAGACAGAAUAGCUCAGAAAAGUGCUGAACAAGGAUAUCCUCGCUCCCGACUCCCAGAGUUCACACCUGAAGAAAUUGAUUACCUUCGCGGUACCUCUGACUUGUUUGGCCUCAACCACUAUUCCACACAUUUGACGUACAGAAACGAGUCGGUUAUUGGGUACUACAAAGUCCCAUCAUACGAUGAUGAUCUUAGUAUCAUAUCCUACGCCAGUCCUGAUUGGUUAACUGGAUCCCAUCCGCGAAUUAAGACAACCCCGUGGGGAUUCUACAACCUUUUGAGGAAAAUAAGUGAAAGCUACAACAAUGUACCGAUUUUUAUCACUGAGAACGGUUACGCAACAUAUGAAGGGUUAGAAGACGAUGACCGAGUAUAUCACUUCAAGGAAUAUCUAGGUGCUGUUCUGGAUGCCAUUAAUGAUGGAUCUGAUAUAAGAGGCUACACUCCUUGGAGUCUAAUGGAUAACUUUGAAUGGUUGCAAGGCUAUACGCAAAGGUUCGGUCUCUACGAGGUGGACUACAACAGCCCCGAACGCACGCGCACCCCGCGCAAGUCAGCGUUCCUUUACAAAGAGAUCCUGCGCACGAAGACCUUGGACAAGGACUAUGAACCCAAAUUGACAGCUAUGACUAUCGAAGAAGGACAUUAAAUAUAUUUUUAUACUUUGACAA